Molecule: messenger RNA, 1107 nt
Organism: Ostertagia ostertagi
Lineage: Eukaryota; Metazoa; Nematoda; Chromadorea; Rhabditida; Trichostrongylidae
Source: the annotation of a GenBank genome assembly
AUGGGCGCCUACGCCGAGCUGGUCCUGCCCGUGAUCAAGAACCUGGAACUGAACGCCGCCGUUCGCGCCGACCGCUACACCGGCGCGUCGGGCUCGUCGCGUGACGGCUCCUUCAGCUCGCCCAACCUGUCGUCGACCAGCCCGAAGAUCGGCCUGCGCUGGACGCCGAUGAAGGAACUGCUGGUGCGUGGCUCCUACGGCAAGGGCUUCCGCGCCCCGGCUCUGGACAACCUGUACGCACCGUCGUCCCUGACGAACACCGGCGGCAACUUCAACGACCCGUACUACAACACGGCCGUCGGUUGCGCUGCCAAGCCCAACACCAACUACUGCGACACGCAGCUCACGGUCCAGAACAACAGCAACCGCAACCUGAAGCCUGAGAAGUCCAAGACGGCGACGGUCGGUGUGGUGUUCGAGCCGAUGAAGGAUCUGUCGAUGGAGCUGGGCUACUUCAGCAUCAAGAUCACCGACGGCAUCAAGUCGCUGUCGGGCGACGACAUCCUGAAGGACUGGUACAAGAACCAGACCGGCCCGACGACCAGCACGUCGGUCUACGCCAACCGCCUGAUCAAGAACGCCCAGGGCUACCUCGACUACGUCAAGGCUUCCCUCGAGAACGUCGGCCAGGCCACCGCGCAAGGCUUCGACCUCUCGGCCAAGUACCGUGUGCGCACCACGGUCGGCACCUUCACGCCGGCCUGGGAAGCCACGAUCGUCACCAAGAGCAGCGAGACCAACAUCGUCACGGGUGAUGUCGAGGACAACCUCGGCAAGUACUACCUGGGCGGCCCGAUCAUCCGCGUCAAGCAGAACUACAGCCUCGACUGGGACGGCGGCGACUGGGCCGGCGGCGUGCGCUACUACGUCCAGAGCGGCUACCGCGACUACGACGAAGUCCGUCACGUGUCCAAGUACGACCUGUGGAGCCUGCAGGGCCAGUACAAGGGCGUGAAGAACCUGACGCUGACCGCCGGUGUUCUGAACCUGCUGAACAAGAAGCCGCCGGUCACCGUCCAGGAAGACUACUUCCAGGUCGGCUUCGACCCGACGUACGCUGACGUCAAGGGCCGCAGCUUCUACGUUCGCGCCAGCUACAAGUUCUGA